AGGGUGAGCUAAACGAGAAGAAAACAAAGAGAAGAAGACGAGCCGAAGAAGAAGAGGAAGUGAGCUCUGGCAAUGGCCAUGGAAUCCGCCGUCAAACUCCACAAUCCUCUCCUUCUCCCUCUCCUCCCUCGCCCUUCCUCCCUCUCUAGACCCUUCUCCUUCUCCUCCUCUUCCUCCUCCUCUCCUCGCAAACCCCUCCUUCUCCGCGCCUCUCACCAUCCCUCCCCAUCCACUCCCAUUUCCAAAGCCCUCCAAACAAUCUCAAUCUCCGCCGCCGCCACCGUCGCUGCCGCCGCCGCCCUCCUCCUUGCCCGUCCUCAUCGUUCCCCUUUUGCUUCCCUCUCCGCCACCACCGUCCAGUCCGAACCCCAGCCUCAGACCCAGCCCCAGCCCGAAUUCACUCUCCCUGAAGCCCUAGCUGAUGAGGAUAAGGAGCAAGCCCUUGAAAACCACCUUGCUUCCUACCCCGACGACGUGAAAUCGCUUCGCGCACUCAUGGAGAUCAAGGUCAGGUUCCGGAAGCUCCCUGAUGCCGUUGCCGUUGCUGACAGGCUCAUCCUACUCGAGCCUGGCGAUGCUGAUCUCCCCCUGCUUCGAUCCCACUUCCUCUUCUAUAAUGGGGAUGUUGAGGUCGCGAAGGAGGGAUUCGAGGGUGUCCUCUCUACUGAUCCCUUUGUCGUCGAGGCGUACCAUGGGUUGGUAAUGGCUGCGUCCAAGAACGAAGAUGAGCUUGAUGGCAUUUUGAAUAGAGUUGAGGAGAUGAUGGAGAAGUGCAAGAAGGAUAAUAGGAAGGUGGAGCUGAGGGAUUUCAAGCUGCUGAAGGCUCAGGUGAAGGUGAUACAGGGGGACUAUGAAGAGGCGCUGGAGAUAUAUGAGGGCUUGGUGAAGGAGGAGCCUAGAGAUUUCCGGCCUUAUCUUUGCCAAGGUAUUAUAUAUACUCUGUUGAGGAAGAAGGAAGAGGCAAUGAAGCAAUUUGAUAAGUACCGGAGGCUUGUGCCAAGGGGGCAUCCAUAUGCCAAGUACUUUGAAGAGAAUAUGGUAGCCAUGGGUGCUAUGAUGGAAAACAAGACCAAAGCUUCUAACUAAAAAUAAGGUAACAAUGGCUCCUAUAUUUUUAGGGAAUAAUUUGGAAGGUUUUAUUCAAUGUUGCACCUGAAAGUUGAAUUUUUGUUUUUGGUUUUUUGGUGGAUAAAUUUGCUCUCGAGAUUAUAUAGGCAGCUGAAGUUGUUAACUUGUUCUAGACUUUCAGUUCUUAGAAGAGGAGAGUGUUGCCUGCAACUUCUUUUCGAGCAGUGUUCUUUAUUUGUUAAUUUAUGGACAUUGUCAUAUCCUAUUAGUUUGUUAGUCGAUAUCGGUGGUUUUAUUUAUUUAUUUUUUCAUU
Messenger RNA from Dioscorea cayenensis subsp. rotundata (Guinea yam), 1381 nucleotides. Its product is annotated as protein SLOW GREEN 1, chloroplastic-like. NCBI's taxonomy places the organism in Eukaryota, Viridiplantae, Streptophyta, Magnoliopsida, Dioscoreales, Dioscoreaceae. The coding region runs from base 73 to 1086 and encodes 337 amino acids. The transcript has a single exon. Gene Ontology annotation, molecular function: protein binding. The record is from RefSeq and is a predicted model, not a curated record.